AUGACAAUGGAGAGCGCCAUCGGGCUAUCACGUAGCCACUCCGUUUCGGAGGCGCCGCCCACGCCUCCCCCCGUCCCCGAAUCCGCCAUCACUAACAUGCGGGGCGACAAAAUCGUCGUAGACUUCUCCGUCGCCGAAGAAGACUGGGGGGCCCGCGUGUGUCCUGUCAGUUGGUCAGUGAAUAACCUCCUCCUAUUCGGGCGCGGUAGUCGCGUGCACUACAAGAACCUCUCGGCCAAUGAGGCCAUCGGACAGCUGUGCAAGUUCCGCGAAGACCAGGGGAAUUUACGUCUCGUGGAGUGUGGCGGAAAGGACUACCCGAACCUCGUCGCUGUGUGCAGCGCCAACGGACACAUCCAGCUGUGGGAUCUCGCAGCUAAGAAAAUGGUCUCGAAGUGGACCACGAAGUCUACUACCGCGAUGCAGUGGAACGGCCCGAUUCUGACCGUCGGCGGUGAGCGCGGCUCUAUACGCCAGUUCGACACGCGCGUAUCCGACACGACGAAAAUGAGGGAACAGGUCAAGAAGACCAUGCGCCACCAGGCGAAAAUUAGCAGCCUAUCGUGGAACAUCGACGGGAAGUUCUUGGCGAGCGGAGACGAGAGCGGCCAAGUACACAUCUGGGACCCUCGCCAGGGAAUCGCGCCCUUGGAGAAAAUCCAGCACGUUGGGGUCAUCACGGCUCUCGCCUGGUGCCCAUGGCAGCCGAAGACACUGGCGACAGGCGACUCCGCGCUCGACGGCACCGGGACAGUGCGGAUCUGGAACGUGAACGGUUCCGUAUCGUCGAAUCACCCCGAUCGACUCGAGCUCGAUGCUCAGAUCACCUCUCUUCACUUUUCCCCACAUUGCAAAGAACUCCUCAGCACCCAUGGGCCCGGGAAGACAGUACCUGGGCACUCGCUGUCGACCCCCAUCGACCCCAAUACGUGCCCUGACGAGCAUGUUCCUUCAAGAAUCGCCAACUCUGUCCUAGUCCACGCUUUCCCGUCGUUCCGCCGCGUCGCGACUAUGGUGGGUGCGAAGGCGAACGUGGCGGGCAGCAUCCUCAGCCCGAAUGGGCAGAGGAUCGUACUCGCCGUUCCGGAGGAAAGUAAAUUAAAGGUCUGGGACGUCAUGAUGAGCGCGUGUUCCAUCCGGUGA
Molecule: messenger RNA, 1143 nt
Organism: Fomitopsis serialis
Lineage: Eukaryota; Fungi; Basidiomycota; Agaricomycetes; Polyporales; Fomitopsidaceae
Product: WD40-repeat-containing domain protein
Exons: 4
Coding region: 1-1143 (380 amino acids)
Biological process (GO): positive regulation of ubiquitin protein ligase activity; anaphase-promoting complex-dependent catabolic process; positive regulation of anaphase-promoting complex-dependent catabolic process
Cellular component (GO): anaphase-promoting complex
Molecular function (GO): ubiquitin ligase activator activity; anaphase-promoting complex binding; protein binding
Source: RefSeq, a predicted model, not a curated record